Molecule: messenger RNA, 1783 nt
Organism: Lolium perenne
Lineage: Eukaryota; Viridiplantae; Streptophyta; Magnoliopsida; Poales; Poaceae
Source: RefSeq, a predicted model, not a curated record
CUUCAAUCACAGUGAAAUUCUACUGGGCCGGGUUGAGCGUGCGGCCGGUCUACUACGAUGAUGUAAAGCGUACAGGAGGAGAGUAAUAGUAGCGCGCGCGGGAGCCUACUCGGGCUCGAAUCGUAUCCGGUUCCAAGAGGUGAACCUUUUGCGGCCGACUACUACUAAUACCAUGUGAUGUAGCCGCACUGCCUGCGUCCUGCAGAUCGGAGACAUCGUAGGAAGAAGAAGCUGCACGAUCUUCUUGUCCAUCCGGAGAAGGUAGCUAGAUCGAUGGACAGAUCAUGCGAAUCCAAGUCCCUCUUCACGGAUCCCGAGGAGGGGGAGGAGGACGAGGCAACAAUGGGGCUGCUCGAGGAGCUGAGCACGGCCGGGUUCGAGCUGUCCAAACCGACGACGGACAAUGCCGGUGAUGACGACGAAUCCAUCCCUGUCUGGGUUCUCGCCCUCGUCGGAGAAGGAGCAGCCACCGUCGAGUUCUCCAGCCAUGGAGGAGGAGCCAGCGGUCGACGACUCCGAGUUGGCGUCAUGGAUGGAGGAGGUGGUGGACAGCGGCAGAUCGGCCCAGCAGUUGGCCAUGGAGAUGGAGGAGGAGAUGGCCGCCGAGGAGGAGGACUUCGCUUCCUACAGAAGCGACUGGGAAUCGAGGUGGGGGGCGGACGGGUGGGGCUACUUCUGCGACAUGACGACGGUGAGCUCAAUGCAAUACACGCACUUGACGCCGAGUGUCAUCCGCCGGGCCGAGGGCAUCGUCGACGCCACCUUGCAGAUCUUCUCCAUCAAACUAGCGGAGAUCAAAGGUGGCCUGGAGUGGCCACUGUCCGUCUAUGGCGUGGUCGCUGCCCGGGACGCUGUUGAUCACAACCGCAACCUCCUCUUCUGUCGACAUAGAAGGUGCAGCCAGAAAAUCAAGCAAGAUGAUCCUUUUCUAUGCUUGACCGGCCCGUCGCGCGCAAUCGUGCUUACUGUUAUGGAACCGGUUGUCUUUGAGAUCCAGCUCAAAGUACAAGGCAAAACGGCGUCUGAAGAUAGAGCAUUGAUCAGCGCCACGUCCGACUACACAAGAGUAGGGCGUGGCCGUGGUGUACGCACCAUUUGCUUCGAGAACUGCUUCUGCACCGCAGAGAUAUGCGUCGAGCGAGUUUCAGAGACAGUCCAGGCAACUAUCUUCGGCGUCCGAGUUGUCAAAGGGGGGUCGGAGCCUUUUGAAUACGGAUGCCGGGUCGCUUGCCACUCACCGUCUGGUGCCUUUAAGCUCAUCGAUGGUAAAGUCACUUAUGUUGCUAGUUCCACAUCUCCUGAAUUCGUGCUGCUCGAUUCUCGUUGUAGAGGGAUGAUGCUUAAAGGUUUCGAUGGCUACUACAUUGAUCUGUCAAGGCAAGUUGUUUCUGUAGAGCUCGAAGGAAGCCUCAAAGUCGUCGUAGAUGCCUACUCUUCAUCUGGUGAUAUUGCCGCGCAAGGUCAUGUCUCCUUCACGCCUGAAACUUGCAACGUAAGUCGGGAGAGGUUUUAUGUUGGCGACGCUCAGGUGGAGGUUAGCGUUGCUUGGUCACUUCUUGUCUCCGACAAGCGUGAUAUCGCGCUCGAGGGAUGGGUGUCUGAGUUUUCUACUAUGUGAGUGUUUCAGAGAGGAAGGCCGGAGUUGGUCUACCAAACCUUUGCUUCGAACCGUAGUAGCAAUUUGCUACCUAAGAGAUGUCCAUCUACAAGUGUAUGGAGUACUAAUAAUUUGUGUAUUGACUGCCACACUAAAUCAUCCAAUGUUUUCUUUAACUAUAAGGUA